AUGAAACAUAGAGAAUGGGAACUUGUUCUCACGUACCUCGCCCGCAAGCCGACAUUCUGGCGGAUCAUUAAGAACAAGGACGUGGAGGAGUUCAAGUCGGACCCGUACCUAGCGACGUUGCUCAACUGCAUGCUCUGGGUGUUGUACGGCAUCCUCUGCGUCAUAUUCGGCUCGGCAAUGUACGCCUCCCCCCUCACCAUCAUGGGUAAAGUGAUCAAGACCAAGAGCGUCGAGUACAUGCCCUUCUUCCUGUCGCUAGGGAGCUUCCUCAACGGCGUCUGCUGGACAUCCUACGCUCUCAUCAAAUUCGACCUCUACGUCACAAUCCCCAAUGGCCUCGGUGCGUUGUUCGGCCUCGUCCUAUACGCCUGCUACUACAGGCCGACCCCCAAGAAGGAGAAGCGUAAAGCUCAAAUGUGA
Molecule: messenger RNA, 420 nt
Organism: Triticum dicoccoides
Lineage: Eukaryota; Viridiplantae; Streptophyta; Magnoliopsida; Poales; Poaceae
Product: bidirectional sugar transporter SWEET6a-like
Exons: 4
Coding region: 1-420 (139 amino acids)
Biological process (GO): carbohydrate transport
Cellular component (GO): membrane
Molecular function (GO): sugar transmembrane transporter activity
Source: RefSeq, a predicted model, not a curated record